GACUGAAGAAAAAAGUCGAAUUCCGAAGGAGCGGAGGUACGAGAUUGUGCUGUAUACCUACCCGAAUUUUAUUGAUAAAGAAGCUUCAGUCAAAGGGUUCUCGACGACACAUUACACAUAGUGUGUGUUUAGAAUGGAUGGGGGACUAGGCCAGGGGAGUGAUGCUUCAAAGCAAGCCUCUCAUGUGUGGGCUAUGCUGGACGAAAUGGCUAGUUCAGAUCCAGCAGCAUAUCAGAGAUUCAUCAAGAAAACGAUGGAGGAAGGCAAACAAAACAUGGAGCUACCCAAGCCCUUCGCCUGCAUCAAGACAUCAAUAAUUAAACCAACAAAGUCUGUGUUGUACAUCAACAUGUGUAGCUGGAAGAAAAUCCCCAAGCCUGCUACUGACUCUGACCCUAUAGCAGUAGCUACUGGUCCUCUUGAACAAGACAAAGAUGCUUCAGGUGAAUACAGUGUUGCCCGUCUAGCCUUCAAUCCCUAUGUUUUAGAGGAGAGUUUUAAAAGUGGUGUAGAUGAAGAUCUACUGAUCCAGCUUGGCAUGGACUAUGUAGAGAAUCAACACAAAGUGAAACUCUCCAGGACGUACAAAGAGUGCCAGGGUCUCAAGUUCAAGGGAGACGUUGCAUCUCUAGCAUCGGCAAAGCGGUUCUUUGGGAAGCGGGAAAAGACAGAGGCAGAAAUCCUUGAAGAGAACCUUGCAGGGCUUAGCCCAGACUCUCUCCUGGGUAAGAUCCAGGAACUGUCUAACCAGGACCUGGACCAGUCUGAGCUGGAGGACAGACUUCAAGAUCUUGGUGUGGGAUCCAGCAAGGAUCCUGGAGGAGGCAGGAGCCAGGGUAAGAGUGGACUCAUUGAGGAGAUCUCCAGCACCAAGGUGGAGUUACCAGUGCCACAGUACAGUCUCGAUUUACAGGAUGGUGAUGAGAAAGGCCCAAGGAGAUUAGAACUGAGAUUAGAGCUGCAUGGUGUGCAAUCGGUAUCAGAGUGUGAGCUAGACAUCUCAGAGGAUGAAGUCAACCUGUUUGUUGAGGACAGGUAUGAUUUCUACCUCCCCUUUCCAGAAUUGAUCUCAGAGUCUGAAGCCAAGGCCAAGUUUUACAAGAAAACAUCAAUCCUAUUUGUUUCAUUACCUACACAAAGCCAGACAUGACACUGUGCUUAGGCUUGAUGGUGGGACUGUCCUCUUUUGUUGGAGAUGAAGUGGGUAUGUGACUGGCAUGUCUUUGACCACAUUGGCACCAUCUGUCAAGGCAGUAGUAUUGAUAUGGGAAAGCGCAGGCCUAGCUCGAGAGGCUGGUACAGCUGUAGCCAUAUCAUCAGCACAAUGUCC
Messenger RNA from Strongylocentrotus purpuratus (purple sea urchin), 1330 nucleotides. RefSeq names its product PIH1 domain-containing protein 2 (gene pih1d2). Bases 134 to 1150 code for a protein of 338 amino acids. Gene Ontology annotation, cellular component: cytoplasm; ribonucleoprotein complex; R2TP complex. Lineage: Eukaryota; Metazoa; Echinodermata; Echinoidea; Camarodonta; Strongylocentrotidae. Gene Ontology annotation, biological process: rRNA processing; box C/D snoRNP assembly. The record is from RefSeq and is a predicted model, not a curated record. The transcript has 6 exons.